UUUAAUACCGGAGGAACUAUUCUGAGGAGCUCUUUUAGAGUUUCUAGGUCACCAUGAAAAGCCUGGAUUUGUUCUUUAUGGCAUGUUGCUUGUGCAGUCUAUGCGCAGUAGUAGGUGCCACAGAGAUAGAGCAGGGUCUGAUCAAGGAUCUCUUUUCCAACUACAACCUCAAAGUUCUUCCUGCAUCCCGGCCCAACGAAAGGGUGGUGGUCCGUGUGGGCAUGAUCCUAUCCUCCUUUGUUGGAUUUAAUAUGAAAAAUGAAGAAAUGAGCACAGUUGUUGUGAUGAAUUUGGAGUGGACGGAUGUUAGAUUGUCAUGGAAACCCAAGCAGUAUAGUGGUAUCGAAGUGUUGCGUAUUCCAUCUGGGAAGGUUUGGCUUCCUGACAUUGUCCUCAUCAAUAAUAAUGAUGGAGUGUUUGAUGUGGCCCUCCAUGUACAUGUCCAGGUCUACAGUAAUGGCAGGGUGACCUGGACCCCCCCUGCCCUUUUCUGCAGCUCCUGUGGGGUUAAGGUGACUUAUUUCCCCUUCGACUGGCAGAAUUGCACCAUGCAGUUCCGCUCCUACACCUACGACUCGACUGAGAUUGACCUGCAGUACGCGCUGGACUCCAGAGGAAACGAGAUCCGCGAGAUCCAACUGGACGAAGCCUUCACUGAAAGUGGCGACUGGUACAUCAGACACAAGCCCAGCAGGAAGAACAUGAACGAUGACCUGUACGAGGACAUGACUUUCUACCUGAUAAUAGAGAGGAAACCUCUGUACUACGUAUUCAACAUCAUCAUUCCCUGUAUUCUCAUCACUAUCAUCGCCAUCUUUAAUUUCUACCUGCCCCCCGACGCAGGAGAGAAGAUGGGCCUCUCAAUUAACGUUCUGCUCACCCUUACUGUGUUCCUCCUGCUGCUGGCCGACAAGGUUCCUGAGACUUCGCUGGGCGUGCCCAUCAUCGUCAACUACAUCAUGUUCACUAUGAUCCUGGUCACCUUCUCUGUCAUCCUCAGCGUGGUGGUCCUCAACCUUCACCACCGCUCCCCUAACACACAUAGCAUGCCCCUCUGGGUCCGCAAGAUCUUCAUCCACACCCUACCUCCCUAUCUGGGCAUGCUGCGGCCCAAAGUGGAGACCCCUCUGUCACUGGAAAGCCCACCCCGCCGGGAGAAGAACGUGGCAAUCAGCCGAGCCUCAGACGAGUACUUCAUCCGCAAACCCAGCACCUCCAUCCUGUUCCCCAAGCCGAACAGGUUCCAGCCAGAGGGUAUGGUUACAGACCUGAGAAAAUAUAUUGAUGGUCCCAGUAGCUACCUGACCCUGCCAGAGGACCUCAAGUCGGCCAUCGACGCCAUCACAUAUAUCGCCGAGGCCUUACAGGCUGAGAAGGAUUAUGAAGCUCUGAAGGAGGACUGGCAGUACGUGGCCAUGGUAGUAGAUCGCAUGUUCCUCUGGAUCUUCAUCGUCUUCACCACCGUCGGCACCCUGGCCAUCUUCGCGGACGCCAGCUUCAACAUCACACCCACCGACCCCUUCAAGUCCUCCUGA
This is a messenger RNA of Lampris incognitus (smalleye Pacific opah), 1535 nucleotides long. RefSeq names its product cholinergic receptor, nicotinic, beta 1 (muscle) (gene chrnb1). Gene Ontology annotation, biological process: nervous system process; regulation of membrane potential; signal transduction. Lineage: Eukaryota; Metazoa; Chordata; Actinopteri; Lampriformes; Lampridae. The transcript is spliced from 11 exons. Bases 54 to 1535 code for a protein of 493 amino acids. Gene Ontology annotation, cellular component: postsynaptic membrane; synapse; neuron projection. The record is from RefSeq and is a predicted model, not a curated record. Gene Ontology annotation, molecular function: acetylcholine-gated monoatomic cation-selective channel activity; transmembrane signaling receptor activity.